Otolemur garnettii (small-eared galago) is the source of this 2967-nucleotide messenger RNA. It is a transcript of the gene DNAJC10, whose product is annotated as DnaJ heat shock protein family (Hsp40) member C10. Gene Ontology annotation, molecular function: disulfide oxidoreductase activity. The transcript has 23 exons. Gene Ontology annotation, cellular component: endoplasmic reticulum. NCBI's taxonomy places the organism in Eukaryota, Metazoa, Chordata, Mammalia, Primates, Galagidae. The record is from RefSeq and is a predicted model, not a curated record. Gene Ontology annotation, biological process: protein folding in endoplasmic reticulum. Bases 390 to 2744 code for a protein of 784 amino acids.
ACCGUAGUUGGCCCCGCGCUCGCCGCAGCUAGUGCGGCUGGUCCUCCCCCAUCCUGCGCCCAGCGGCCGGGCUGUUGGGGUGUGAGUGCUUCCGUCCUGCACCCACAGCUUGGGGUCAGACCGGCGGGGUUUGCCGCCCGGCUCCAGGAUGGGGGAGUAACUACAGGAAGUGACCGCACGACCAAGGUGUAUUUCUGUGGGAUGAAAAGGACGUGUUAGAAAUGACCUGAAGACCAUUUACAGAUUAACAUUUUUGGAGACAAUUUUAUGAUGCUUGAUUCAUCCUUGAAGUAAUGUGGACAGAAGUUAUCGAAUUUGCAUAUUCCAUCCACUGGAACCAGCAGUGUGUCCUAAUGUUCACUUAAGCCAGAACUUGUAUAACAAAAAGAAUGGGAGUCUGGUUGAAAAAAGAUGAUGAUAUCAGAGACUUGAAAAGGAUUGUACUCUGUUUUCUAAUAGUAUACAUGGCCAUUUUAGUGGGCACAGAUCAGGAUUUUUACAGUUUAUUGGGAGUAUCUAAAACUGCGAGCAGUAGAGAAAUAAGACAGGCUUUCAAGAAAUUGGCAUUGAAAUUACAUCCAGAUAAAAACCCGAAUAACCCAAAUGCACACGGUGAUUUCUUAAAAAUAAAUAGAGCAUAUGAAGUACUCAAAGAUGAAGAUCUACGAAAAAAGUAUGACAAAUAUGGAGAAAAGGGACUUGAGGAUAAUCAAGGAGGCCAGUAUGAAAGCUGGAACUAUUACCGUUAUGAUUUUGGUAUUUAUGAUGAUGAUCCUGAAAUCAUAACAUUGGAAAGAAGAGAAUUUGAUGCUGCUGUUAAUUCUGGAGAACUGUGGUUUGUAAACUUUUACUCCCCAGGGUGUUCACACUGCCAUGAUUUAGCUCCCACAUGGAGAGACUUUGCUAAAGAAGUAGAUGGAUUACUUCGAAUUGGAGCUGUCAACUGCGGUGAUGAUAGAAUGCUUUGCCGAAUGAAAGGAGUUAACAGCUAUCCUAGCCUUUUCAUUUUUAGGUCUGGAAUGGCUGCAGUGAAAUAUCAUGGAGACAGAUCAAAGGAGAGUUUAGUGAGUUUUGCAAUGCAGCAUGUUAAAAGUACAGUGACAGAACUGUGGACAGGAAAUUUUGUUAAUGCCAUACAAACUGCUUUUGCUGCUGGUAUUGGCUGGCUGAUCACUUUUUGUUCCAAAGGAGGAGGUAAUUUUUAUUGUUUUGAUGGUCUUGUUAAUGUAGGAUGGAUAGAUUGUGCCAUCCAGGACAACCUCUGUAAAAGUUUGGAUAUUACAACAAGUGCCACUGCUUAUUUUCCUCCUGGAGCCACUUUAAAUAACAAAGACAAGAGCAAUAUCUUGUUUCUUAAUUCACUGGAUGCUAAAGAAAUAUAUUUGGAAAUAAUACAGACUCUUCCAGAUUUUGAACUACUUUCUGCCAACACACUAGAGGAUCGUUUGGCUCAUCAUCGGUGGCUAUUAUUUUUUCAUUUUGGAAAAAAUGAAAAUUCAAAUGAUCCUGAAUUGAAAAAACUAAAAUCUCUACUUAAAAAUGAUCAUAUUCAAGUUGGCAGGUUUGAUUGUUCCUCUGCACCCGACAUCUGUAGUAAUCUCUACGUUUUUCAGCCAUCUCUAGCAGUAUUUAAAGGACAGGGAACAAAAGAGUAUGAAAUUCAUCAUGGAAAGAAGAUUCUAUAUGAUAUACUUGCCUUCGCCAAAGAAAGUGUUAAUUCUCAUGUUACCACACUUGGACCUCAGAAUUUUCCUGCUAAUGAAAAAGAGCCAUGGCUUGUUGAUUUUUUUGCCCCUUGGUGUCCACCAUGUCGAGCUUUACUACCAGAGUUACGAAGAGCAUCAAAUCUUCUUUAUGGUCAACUUAAGUUUGGUACACUUGAUUGUACAAUUCAUGAGGGACUCUGUAACAUGUAUAACAUUCAGGCUUAUCCAACAACAGUGGUAUUCAACCAGUCCAACAUUCAUGAGUAUGAAGGACAUCACUCUGCUGAACAGAUCUUGGAGUUUAUAGAGGAUCUUAUGAAUCCUUCAGUGGUCUCCCUUACACCCACUACUUUCAAUGAACUAGUUACACAAAGAAAACAUAAUGAAGUCUGGAUGGUUGAUUUUUAUUCUCCGUGGUGUCAUCCCUGUCAAGUCUUAAUGCCAGAAUGGAAAAGAAUGGCCCGGACAUUAAGUGGGCUGAUCAAUGUGGGCAGCAUAGACUGCCAACAGUAUCAUUCUUUUUGUGCCCAAGAAAAUGUUCGGAGAUACCCUGAGAUAAGAUUUUUUCCCCCAAAAUCAAAUAAAGCUUAUCAGUAUCAUAGUUACAAUGGUUGGAAUAGAGAUGCUUAUUCCCUAAGAAUCUGGGGUCUAGGAUUUUUACCUCAAGUGUCUGUAGAUCUAACACCUCAGACUUUCAAUGAGAAAGUUUUACAAGGGAAAAAUCACUGGGUGGUUGACUUCUAUGCUCCUUGGUGUGGACCUUGCCAAAAUUUUGCUCCAGAGUUUGAGCUCCUGGCUAGGAUGAUUAAAGGAAAAGUGAAAGCCGGAAAAGUAGACUGUCAGGCUUAUGCCCAGAUAUGCCAAAAAGCUGGCAUCAGAGCCUAUCCAACUGUUAAGUUUUAUUUCUAUGAAAGAGCAAAGAAAAACUUGGGGGAAGAACAAAUAAAUGCCAGAGAUGCAAAAGCAAUUGCUGCCUUAAUAAAUAAAAAAUUGGAAACUCUACAGAAUCAAGAAAAGAGAAAUAAGGAUGAACUUUGAUGUUGAAGAUGAAGAAAAACUUAAAAAGAAACUCUGACAAGUGAUAUCAGAAGAUAGUUUUUUAGAACAUUACUACAUUUGUGGUGGGAACAGAUGAACGUUAUCUUGGACUUGUAAUUGUGCUACCAGAAUCUGUACAGCAUUGAUGUAAAAGGUCUGCAAAUUUCCUUUGUAAAGGGCCAGAUCAUAAAAUAUUUUCAGCUUUGCAGACCAUAUAGGGUUC